Molecule: messenger RNA, 4509 nt
Organism: Cylicocyclus nassatus
Lineage: Eukaryota; Metazoa; Nematoda; Chromadorea; Rhabditida; Strongylidae
Source: the annotation of a GenBank genome assembly
ACAAUCGAUCGCACUAUCAUCGCGUUUUUCCAUUUUAAUAGUAGUUCCGCUGUGUUUGUUGGCGUCCGGUAUAUCAAAUCGCACACCUUCUAUACAAUAAAACUCUAGAAGCCUGCUACAUUGGUUUGCGAUCCCGGAAAAGAAAGUUUCUGGUGCUGCGCAUGUCGUUUGAAGUAGGAGCACGGGUAGAAACAGAAAAGACGGGUAAAGGACGUGUUGCCUUUUGUGGUGAAGUGCAAUUUUCGGAUGGUGAAUGGGUUGGAGUAAUUCUCGAUGAACCUCGCGGUAAAAAUAAUGGCACGGUACAAGGAGUACAAUACUUUACAUGCGAACCAAACCAUGGCCUUUUCAUCCGCCCUACUCAGUUGAAACCUGAGUCAGCUCGAGGGCGUACAAGUGGUUUGAGAACUCCUGUCGCACGCAAAGAUGUUGCCCCUGCCGCUAGAGGAGCGCGGUCUUCUCCUGGCCUUAAAAAGGUUCCAUCGACUAACGGCAGCCCCAAAGUGAGUCCGUCUGUUUCAAUGGAGAAGCUAUCAAAGGGCUCAGUUCCCAAGAAAGUAUUAUCUUCGUCUAGGCUUGCUGAUGCUGCUGACGGGAAGAGAAAGUCUACCACACCUAUCAAGACCAGAUCUUCAUCAAAUGUUUCGUUAACGCCAAAAAUGACCCGAGAAUCCUCGAAUUUGUCUCAAGCUGGGUCAGAGAAAAGUGAGAAAUUGGAAAGGGAAAAACCUGGGGCGAAAAACAAGGAGAAACCAGCGGAAAAGUCUAAGGAAAAACCACCUGAGAAGGCAGAGGAGCAACCUGCGGAAAAAUCUCCUGAAAAACCUGAAAGUGUUAUGGAUAAAGUGAAAAAGCUCCAGGAAUCAGCAGCCCCGAUGUCACCAAUGUCUCCCAUUCAUACUAGCAUUCCAUCUGGUAUGGAUGAAGGAACUGAACAGGAGUACUUGAAGCUGCAAGUUAAGGACUUGUCCGAGAAACUUGAAACCUUGAGACUAAAACGCAAAGAAGAUCACAGCAAGCUUGUUGACUACGAGCGCAGCAAAAUUCAACUGCAAGCUCUCAUGGAACUCAAAUCAAAAAUGGCUGAUCAGCUUCUAGAUUUGCAGCGACAGCUACAGGAAGCGAGAAAGGAAGCUAUUGAAAGCCGCGAGUGGAAAGAAGCUAAUCAGGACGAACUGAGUUCUGCUGCAGAGCAGCUGGAAAUGGCUACGAUUGAUAAGGAGAUGGCUGAAGAAAGAGCGGAGGCUCUACAACUUGAGCUGGACACGUUGAAGCUCAAGAAUGAAGAACUUGAAGCUGAUCUUGAAAUAUUGAAAGAGGAAAUGGCGGCUGGUGGAGCUGGUGGCAUUAGUGAAGGCAACAGCGUACAACUGAAACAGCUCGAACUUCAGAAUGAAAGGCUGAAAGAGGCUCUGAUUAAACUUCGCGAUAUAAAUGCCGCUGCUCAAGCAGAAAAAACCGAGGCAGUGAGGGAAGCAGAGGUGUUGAGAACCGAGAACAUCGAGUUGUUAAGAGCAGCAGAAAUUGCGAAGAAAACGGCCGACGACGCGGAUAUGCGCAUACACGACUACCAAGAGCAGAUCGAAGCAGCAAUGGGAGCUGAGGAGAUGGUCAUGAACCUGGCUAAUAAAAACAUGGAAAUGGAAAAUCAGAUCAGACAACUCGAAAGCGAUCGUGAUGAACUCGAAGCAUUACGAGAUAUGGAUGAUCAGAUGAUGGAAGAGCAAAAACUUGUUGAGAAGGCUCUGCUCGGAGAGAUUGAGGGCCUGCACGUGAAGAUCAAUGAGCUUCAACAACGAAUGAAACAAGAAGAUAUACAUCGCGAAGAGUUGAUAUCAACAAUCAUGAAAUUCCGCAAGAAGGUUGGAGAACAGAAUGAAGAGAUACAAGAUCUGAAAGACCAGGUGCUGAGGUAUCAGGAGGAACUCACAGGCCAAAAAUCUGAAGAAAACAACAUUGCUAGCAUGGUCAGCCAAAUGCAAGUCAACGUGAACAGAACCUUCGCUGAGUCAGUAGAGCGACAAGUCUCCGCCGUUGAGGUUGAAUACGCUAGAAAACAGAUGGGUUACCUGCGACAAUUUCUUCCUGAUAAUUUCACGAAGGCUGGAGGUGAUAAUGAUGCUGUGAUUCUGAAUGUACUGUUUCCACGCUUAGCAGCAAAAGCGAAAUUGCUAACAAAACUCAUGGCAGACAGGUUUCCUGGAGUGCCAGGAGGCACUCGUCGUGAGCAUGUGACAAAGUCUCACAAAGCGGAACAGUGGGCUCAUUCGGCAAGAAUUGCCCAUACUAUGAGUGCGCUGGUUGCUGUGUGCGGACAGUUUGAAAGUGCUCUUGGGAACAUAUCGCUUGAAGAUCUUGCGCGAUUAGCUCAGCUCCAACCAGAAAUGUCUUCACAAGAACGUGUCGUAGAUGGCUAUCUUGAGUUGCUGAGGCAAGCCAGGCUUGAUGCGGAGACGUCUUUGGAAAAUAUGGACAAAGUUGUCACAUAUUUCCAGAACGUUCUGUCGGUAAACAUCAGCGCUGAUAGUUAUGACACUUCAGCUUGGGUUCAAAGCGUCUAUCAACAAAUUAUGACCGGUAUUACUUGGUGUAAAGUUAAUAUGCAACGAAUCUCUUACUUUUUGAAGCCUGGCUCAGAGGAAUCUGAUGUGGCAGACUUUGUAAGAACGCUCGGAAAUGAGUUGGCGCAAUGUGAGCAAUUAGCUAUAAAGGGUGGAAAGGCCAUUCCUACGGAUAAGCAGCUGAAACUGACACCACAGGCGAGCGAUGACAUCCAAUCGGCACUUCUGCUUCUGCACAAAAUUGCGUCUAUCUUGCAUGAAACUUGUGGAAUAGCGAGUGUUCAGAUCAACAUGAAUCCAGAGCUCGAUGGUUUUGACGCGAUGAGAGUGAAAGAGAUGAUCCAUGGCGAAGUAGAGAAAGUGAACGGGUCAAUAACUUUGGAGAAAACGUUUGAACCCAUCAGCAAGUAUUUUUACACUUUGCGUGAAAAUCUCAAUGGUCUGUUCAAAGCUUUGGAAGAUGGUGUUAUGGAGAUUCCUCAGAAGGAGAAGAGUUUCCCACCUGUUCUGGAGAGAGCUCACUUACGGAAACAAGCCGCUGCCGAAGCUGAAGGCUUACGCUGGCAACUUGAAAAGAAGGACAUGGAGAUCUUGGAACUCAAAAAGACCAUCAAGAGCAGAUUGGAUGAUAUUAGCAAUUACAAGUUACGCUUGGAUAUGGCCGAAGCUAGAAUUGAGUCAGCCGGAAAGCAGGACAACGUAAAAGUUCAACACCUCGAAGCGAAGAUCGAACAACUUGUUGCUGACAACAAGAAGAAGCAGAUCGAAUUUGACGAAACCAUGGAUGCUCUGCAAAAGGAACUCAAGGAAUGCGAGAGAGAAAAUGCUGAGUUGAAGCAAAUCGCAAAGAACUUCUCUCGCAAGACGCUUCUUGACAAUAUUCAACGUCUCGAAACGCGGUCCGUAACUUCACCACUGCAAGCAGCAUCACCUGUUGGAUUAGCUCUAGGUCGAGAGGAAGUAUCAUUGCUUGAGCAACAGCUCACAGAAAGUCGCGAGGCUUUGCGCCGAGCUACCCUUGAGAUUGUUUCGCUAAAAGCUGAAUUGUCAAUGGCACAGAGCAGGAAUGGCGUCAUACGUCUGCCCGAGAUGGUAUGUGGACCGGAAACAUUGAAAGCAAAGGAGAAUGAUGCCGUGCUAGAAGCAAUUAGCAAAGAAAUUGAACAACUCAAAAGGGACGAACUGAAGUACAUGGUGUUUGUUCCAAACCCAUCUCGUUCUCGUCACCUUCAGCUGCAAGAUCGGGCACGUUUCGAAAAGGAGAGGGAUUUAUUCAACUACCGCGUUGCUACGGUGCGAACACGAUUGCAUCAGUAUUGGAAGGAGACGUGUCCUGGACAGCCUUUCCCGAGACUUUUUGGAGGAUUUUCUACAGCCAGGAAGGAACCGAAGGUUCGCGAUGUUCACUACGGGUCUGAGGCCUUUAAAGACAUUAUAAACCGAUGGGGAGUCAAGGCGUAAGAUCGCAAGGAGACCAUCGUUAGCGCUUACUUUCUUAUACAGGUUUUUUUAUCGAGAUAGUUAUACUGGUGACCGAGCCUAGCUUAUAAUGAAUAUAUAAUUCUCAUUUUUCAUUGCCUUGAUUACCGAAACUAUCUACAUAGUUUGCCCUUACACUGCUAUAAAUUCUUUUCGCAUAGUCAUCUUGAUCUGGUGCAAAUAUUCUAUUAAAGUUCUCUUUAAAGCACUGUCUAAUUUCAGCAUAAAUUGUUGAAGUAGGCGUUGUUUCUGCACCAUUUGUUACAAAAUGGAGGUGCAGGUUCUUAAUCUUUUGUUUCCAUAUAUAUUUAUAGGAUGUUUUUUUCUGCUAGCGGACCUGUUCUGUUCAAAUAGUUUCAGCUUCUAAAUUCUUUCUAUAUAUGAUUAUAACUGCGUUUUGUUUGAUCAGUUGUACUAACCAUCUGUGUAAAUAAUGCAAUGAAACCUGCUGCUCCUUGAAAUAAAUGUU